UCGUCGGGUGCGCAACAAUCGCUUCAUGGAAUUCACGAACAAAAAUGGAAACACAAAAAUAAUCAACAUUAUAAAAAUCUACUUGAUUUUUUUAAAGAGCUACUCAUUUGUGCCCGCGUAUUCGCGCCAGACACUGCGAUUCGACCACGUACUGAUAACACACCAGUCACACGAUUCACGCACAACUGCUCAUAAAAAAUACACAGGCACAAACAGCCACCACAACGUGGCAAAUCGGUGACAAUAUUGUCAGUGAUUGCAGCACAGUUGAUUCACGGAGUGGUUACAGUAGUGAGACGAAGGGUCUUACGAACGAAGCUGAUUUCUUUUUUCUCGAAAUGAAAUGAUAGUUGGCGGAAUUUACCAAAAUUGAGGAAUCAGGAGUUACAGCAGUAGGUUACGUCUGGCAGAAAUGAAUGUUCAUCGAGUGCCUUCAUCAGUGAUUAGAAGUCUACGAAAUACUGAAUAACGGAAUAGGGGUGGUGACUGCUACAUGAUUUUUAGAGAGAGGAAAUUCAUCACGUAUGUCAAUUGGUUUUCGGUUAAAAAAAUUGAAGUCUUGUCACAAUGAAACGUAAAAAUGGUAGACAAGAUUCGAUAGAGUAUGGCCAGCUCGGUGCCAACGAUUAUCAUGAACCUGGUAAUGUCCGAGGAGACGAGGGCAAUAUUGCCCUCCUCUUGUUUUUGUAUUUACUCCAGGGAAUUCCUCUUGGAUUGUGCAGUGCUAUUCCCAUGAUACUCCAGAAUAGUCAUAUUUCAUAUAAACAACAGGCGGAAUUUAGUUUCGUUCUGUGGCCAUUCUCCUUAAAACUAUUCUGGGCUCCAAUCGUUGAUGCAAUAUACUCCCAGAAAUUUGGGAGACGAAAGACAUGGCUGAUACCCAUACAGUAUACCAUGGGUAUGUUUAUGCUGUACCUGUCGGGACAUGUACAGCAGUGGAUGAAUGACAGUCAGCCGAGUAUUGGGUUACUCACCGUAUUAUUUUUUUCGCUUAAUGUGCUUGCGGCUACUCAGGAUAUUGUUGUCGAUGGCUGGGCACUUACGAUGUUGAAGAGAAACAAUGUAGGAUAUGCUUCCACCUGCAAUAGCGUUGGUCAGACUGCAGGGUAUUUUUUAGGAUAUGUUCUUUUCAUGGCACUAGAGUCUCCUGAAUUUUGUAAUGCAUAUCUUCGCUCUACUCCAUCGACUGAGGGACUUAUUACACUGCCUGGAUUUUUACACUUUUGGGGCUGGGCUUUUAUUGUUUGCACAUCAAUGGUUGCUAUUUUCAAACGUGAAACUGAUGAGCAACAUUCCCAGACCAAUGAUCUCUGGGAAGAUGUUAAACACUCGUACAGUUUACUCUGGGCUACAAUGAAAUUACCAACUAUUAAAAUGACAGCAUUGAUUCUACUCACUUCCAAGAUUGGCUUUUCUGCAUGCGAUGCAGUGACGGGUUUGAAACUCAUAGACGCUGGUGUACCAAAAGAAAAAAUAGCCUUGAUGGCAGUUCCACUGAUACCACUGCAGAUUGUCUUGCCACUAGCCAUAUCUAGACACACUGUGGGCCCUCGACCACUGGAUGUCUUUUUAAAAGCCAUGCCUUACAGACUCUUAUGCGGUCUUAUCGCUGCAGGAUUGGUGUGGAUAACACCGUCCUUCAUAAAUAAUGGCCAAGUAUCGCCGUAUUAUUUUGUCCUCCUUGUUCUCCUAUAUGUUUUCCAUCAGAUAACAGUAAGUAGUAUGUUUGUAGCUUCUAUGGCAUUUUUCGCCAAAGUGAGUGAUCCUACCGUGGGUGGAACUUAUAUGACAUUCUUGAAUACACUUUGCAAUCUCGGGGGCAAUUGGCCCACGACAGCCGCACUUUGGUUUGUCGAUGCUCUCACGUGGAAAUCGUGCAACAGUGAUGCCAAUAAUGAUUGUGGUACACCCACAGCACAAGAGCAAUGUGAGCUCAAUGGCAAGUGCAUCACACGACUGGACGGAUUCUACCUUGAGAGUAUCGUCUGUGUAAUAAUUGGGGUCGUAUGGUUCAGAUGGGGAAAGAGGAAAAUAAAUUACUUGCAGUCCAGACCGAUGACUGAUUGGAAAGUUGUGCCGCACAGGAGUUAACGUUUACUGGUUGUCUAGAUUUUUAUUCAUAAUAAUUCAUCCGAUUGUUUCAUUAACUCCUCCAUAUACAUUUAUUUAUUAAACAGUCAAAUAAGGGAAUAUUUUCGGUUGAAUCUGAUGUGUAAAUAAUUUAUUUGAUAUUUCAAAAUUUGAUGAACUGUCCAUAUUAGCACAAUAUUGACCCAAAUUGUUCUUUCUAUUAUGAUUUGCAUCAUCAUUCCAACAAUUUUAAUAAAUCAUGUUUUUAGGCAAAUUCUUUUAACAUUUAAAAAAUGUAAAUAAAGUGGAAACAAUUUAUUUAACA
Molecule: messenger RNA, 2395 nt
Organism: Diachasma alloeum
Lineage: Eukaryota; Metazoa; Arthropoda; Insecta; Hymenoptera; Braconidae
Product: acetyl-coenzyme A transporter 1
Exons: 10
Coding region: 568-2091 (507 amino acids)
Cellular component (GO): membrane
Molecular function (GO): acetyl-CoA transmembrane transporter activity
Source: RefSeq, a predicted model, not a curated record